Messenger RNA from Notolabrus celidotus (New Zealand spotty), 2726 nucleotides. RefSeq lists its product as uncharacterized. Bases 686 to 1624 code for a protein of 312 amino acids. The transcript has 6 exons. NCBI's taxonomy places the organism in Eukaryota, Metazoa, Chordata, Actinopteri, Labriformes, Labridae. The record is from RefSeq and is a predicted model, not a curated record.
AGUAGAAAUUAGGCUACUACCUGACAUGCUCCAUGUCUGACCCACCUUUGUAACAAUGUUUGUUUUCCCUGGCGGUUUUCUGAGCACUUCCUAUUUCCAACUGAGUUAACUAUUUCCCCGAGUGCCUGUCUGUCUCCUCACCCCUCUGGGCUUUCAGAUAUGGAUGGGGCACAGGAAAAAAAAAAGACUCUUUCAAGCAUUAACUUAUGCGUUACAAAGUAACCUGUAGGGAGAGUUUCCAUAGAAACCUAGCUCAUUAUAAUGAGACAAGUAUGAAGGCAGGAAUGGAGUACACACCUACUGUUUAAACUGCCUACAAAAGUGUUUGUUCCAUUCACGCUUAAACACCUGGAAGAGAUGCUUCAGGACAAACAUUAAGUUUAUCAGCAGGGAAGAUUUAAAGAGCCGGAUUUGUUUAGGAGCAGCUACUACAAAUGGAACCAGUGGAGUCGAUAUAAAAGGUGAUGUUAUCCUGUAACUAACCACGGUUUUUUUAUGGGAGAAGUCAAAGGAAUCCACACAUGAAGGGAUAGAGUAAAACUAGUGGACCUACAACAGAGAAAACAUUUAAAAGGUCAGAUUAGUAUAUUCAAUCAAUAGUAAAUUUGAAGAAAGAAAACUUGCUUGAAAAUGUUCACAUCUUUAAGUAUUUCAACAAAUCAGCAUAAGGACAGGGAUCGGGACAAUGGGCUCCACAAGCUCCCGACCCAGGCUGCAUAAAGUAGCUCCAUGUAACAGCCAGCAAGAAGAAGGGGACCAGCUGAGACCCCAAUGGACCCUCCCUGCCCUGCCAGUCAGUGCUGAGCAGUCGUCUGGAUCUCUGGGACAGAAGAAGACAACCUUACCUCCACUUAAACAAGAAAUAACUCUUUCCACACUCUCAGAACCAUGCUUUACAGGAAACAUCCCUCCAAAGCAAAGCAACCAUUCAAGCAUCAUUCACUCCCAUCCACCCAGAAGACCCCAGGCACUGCAACCGCUGGCUGUUCAAAUUGGCACACCAAGCACUGCCAAUCAAUUUUCAAUGGGGAGGGGCUGCAGAGAUGGGGGUGUCCAGCAGUUUUCUACAACCGGCCCGGCAGGAAUCAGCGGCACCAGCCGAAUGACUCAGGCUGGGUUUCUGGAGGCCCAGAUGGCGCUCACUCAACAGGAUCACCGACUUCGACGAGGUCACCUCCGACAAGCCAGAGAGCUGAGAAGACAUAAGGUUGUCUACACAGCUAAUGUUGGAAAUCCAGAUGAGAUCCAGAGGCUAAAACUUGUAAGAAGAACCACAGAGAGGGACAUCUUCUAUGAUGAGGCCACAGGAGAACGUUUAGACCCCAGUUGCCUUCUGGACCCAGAAUAUCUGCCACAACUCAGAGAAGAACAGCAAAGCCAGACAAACAAACAACUCCUGUGCAGAGGAGACAGGAUCCACAAGAAUCAAGCUAAGGGUCCAAGAAACAGAGAGGAAGGAACUCUACAGACUGAAUUCACGGGGCUGUCUUUGGACAAAAACCUUUCAUGGACAUCUGAAAAGGAAAGAAAAGGAGUAGAUGAGAGCGAGGAAAGACAGAGUGCAAGCUGGAUGCAGCCUGAGUUUAUGAGUAACUGUGAUGCCAGGAAAAGGUGGUUCUUCUAACUGGACUAAAAACACAUUUGUUUGGAUGUAUCAAACAACAGAGAACAGAGAGGAAAUUAAAAACAUACAGUCUGGUUACACAAAUGUAUCACAUAAAUACACAAUGCAGCAUCUCAGUCAGAGACACUUUCCGAAAAAAAAGAUGUUCAUAUCGAAUAUAAUGUAGUUAUGGUCUUUGCAGUAGGAUCAGAUACACGUGCAAUAUGAACAAACUCUCUAGGUUUGGGACAGUUCUUAGGUGAAGUUGUGGUGCCCUCUAGGGGUGAAAGUAAUGCACUAAAGUGUCAAAAACUACUGUUGAGAACGUGAGUCUGAAGCUCUUUUUGCCAUCUCAUCAUAAUAAUAGUAAACAAGCAAAACACGUGUUAUAUUGAUUUAAAAUAAUUGGGAUUCAAAUCAUCCGUCCUCAAAGCUCCUGAUCUGUCACCGGGUAAUUGUUGUAGAAAUUAGUUGAAGAGAAUCCUUCAGUAUCCAAAGAUAUCCUCUUGUUAGAGAAGAUGUGCAGCUCUUGAGGAAUAAUUAGAUUGAAAACAGGAUGCUGCUAAUUGCACUGUCACUAUUCAAGUGGUCUCCCUUAGGCCGGCUCUUAGCGGGUAUAGAGAGUCUGAGAGAGGAACUGGAAUCAAACCAAACACCUGAGGCCACAGUGGCCGACUAAAGCCUGAUCUUCAGGCAUGGUGCAUUAGAAGAACAUUGCUGGGAUCACAUCGCGCAGCAGGGGCCCAGACAGGAAUUCAAUGACAAAAGAUUAUCCAGCAGUGGUUAAGUAGAGGUAUUUCAAUAGAAGAAAUAAGCAUUAAACUGCAUUAAAGAAAUCAAAGCAGUCCAACAUUGACUUUGUUGUGCUCUACCACUGGGUGUCAUUAUUGGGCUGAGGGACACAGUGAAGUUACAAUCUUGCAGUAAUGUAGAGAACAGCUGUAGUAAUAUAGUAGUGCAGUAAAUGUGCAUUUGGAGCUUGUUUUGAAUAUUUAAAGAUACACUACAUCACAGUUUGGCCACAUGAUUUAACACAAUCAACACAGAUGAUCACUUUCACAAUUUAUUUUUGCCCAUGUGAGUCAUAUUUUUUCAUGAUUGUACAAAAAUGUCCGUUCAUUUC